Messenger RNA from Hemicordylus capensis (graceful crag lizard), 3572 nucleotides. It is a transcript of the gene CERKL, whose product is annotated as ceramide kinase like. Bases 637 to 2433 code for a protein of 598 amino acids. Gene Ontology annotation, molecular function: kinase activity. The record is from RefSeq and is a predicted model, not a curated record. Lineage: Eukaryota; Metazoa; Chordata; Lepidosauria; Squamata; Cordylidae. The transcript has 15 exons.
AAAGAGCUCCUUUUCUCCCGCCUCUCAGCUGAUCCGCGGGUGGGCGAGGCUUCCACGGAGGCCUCGUGUAGGCCUCUGUGAAGCCUGAACUCCAGUAGGGCCCAAGCCAGCCAGGAAGGAGGAGGCAGCCAGAGUGGCCACCACUGGUCUCUGCAGCAGAAGACCCCUUGCUGCCAGCGUUCGGUUCCCAGUCAUUGAGAGUCUGUGCUGAGGCCUCGUUAGAGACGCACCACCAUUCCUGAUUUCGCGCCCGCGCCAUGCAGCUUUCCUAUCUUUCGCACGGCACAACCCUAGGAAAGUUUUCUUUCUCCUGCGCGCAAGGGCAGCCGCGUCACCGCGGCGGGAGGGAGCGCUAAUGGCCAACCAAGGUCGGAGGGGAAGGACAGGAGAGGCCGCGCGCCUGAUGCUGGGCCCAAAGCCAAGUGCACGCGCUGGCCUGCUAACUAACCUCUCUCUUUCUCAUUCCCCAGCUCCUUCAGCUGGGUCCGGCAUGAGGGAGGAGGAGGAGGAGGAAGAAAAGAGUCGCUUGCUGCCUUGGUAGCGGCUGGGACGCUGGGAACACUUCUCUCUCUCUCCCCCCCCCCGCCUCCCCCGUUCUCCUUUGUUGCUGGGUUAAGGACGACAAGAGCGGCCUCAAUGCAGCGCCCCAGGAGAAUAGCGUGGGUCGAGAGCCCGGCAGACUCCCGGGGGGCGAAAGUGGGCGCUGGGCAGACGGAAAGCGACGCCACCUCUCCUUCCACCGAGGAGGAGGAACAGGGGGCGCCCCCUCCGCGAAGAGGCAACCAAGUGCGCGAGGAGUUGGAAGAGACGGCUGCGGGGGCCGAAGACGACCAGCCGCUCCUCAGGGGCAUCUUCGAGAUCGGAAAGAAGAGCUGCGACGUGGUGCUGAGCGCCAAGCGGCUCCACUGGAGCCCCAUCCAGCCCGAGAGCCCCGUAGGUGGUUCCAGUGUGGGCUUGCAGCACAAAGAGGAAUAUGUUGAAAUGAAGGAUGUGUUUUCCAUAAAACUGAAACGCCGUCGUUCUAUUGGACAGCAAAAAGGUGGCUUGUUACUAGGCAUCACAAUUUUUGUGUGCGUAAAAAGAGGAAAUAAACUUAAAGAUUCCAUCAUCAAUCUGAGUAAUUUAAGUGAAGACCACUGUCACUUGUGGUUUAGAUGUCUGAAGGAAAUUUUGAAUGGCUUUCCAAGCAGACCAAAGUUAUUAAAAGUGUUUGUUAAUCCUAGUAGUCAUAGAAGAGAGGCUAUUCGCAUUUAUUAUGAACAAGUUGCACCUCUCUUUAAGCUUGCUGACAUCAGAACUGACGUUACAGUUACUGAAUAUAAAGGACACGCUCUUGCAGUACUUCAGGAAUGUGACCUAAAAUCAUUUCAUGGGGUUGUUUGUGUAGGUGGAGACGGGACUGCCAGUGAGGUGGCUCAUGGUCUUUUGCUUAGAACUCAGAUCGAUGCUGGAAGGGGCAGUGAUGAUAUACUUGUUCCAGUCAGAGCACAAGUUCCUCUUGGAAUAAUACCAGCAGCUUCAAAGAGGCCUGCGUGGAGGCCUCUCUGGAAGCCCUACCCACCCGCCGAAGAGUUAGAAGUGGGGAGAGACAGAACUCUGGCAGCUUGCCUGGGAGCCUUUCAAGCUGCACAACAAAAGAGCAACAGUCUCCAAGUGACACUAUCUGGAAUCUACCAGAGAGGUUCUACAAAUAUUUUGGCACAUACUCUGAAUGGAAUCCAACACACACUAACUGCAGCAAUGCACAUAAUAAUGGGGAAUCUUCAAGCAGUGGAUGUGUGCACUUUCAGUAGUCCAACGAAAUUGCUUCGCUUUGGUUUCUCUUCUAUGUUUGGUUUUGGAUCAAGGACUCUAGCUUUGGCUGAAAAGCAUCGUUGGAUGCCAUCAAGUCAGCGAAAAGAUUUUGCUGUGAUCAAGACACUGGCAAACCUGAAGCCAGAAGAUUGUGAGUUAUCAUUCCUACCAAUGAAGCACUCACAGGAAGGUGUCAAGGAAAAUGAUAGAAAGAAGCAAGAGCCCCUUAAAUCUGACAAAAAGGAUCAGUGGUGCAGGAUCCAGGGUCACUUCCUGAAUGUGAGCAUUAUGGCAAUCCCUUGUCUCUGUUCAAUGGCACCAAGAGGCUUGGCACCUAAUACCAGAGUGAAUGACGGAAGUAUAGCUCUUAUUAUUGUGCGAAACACUUCUCGUCCAGAGUUUGUAAAACACCUGAAAAGAUAUGCCAGUGUAAAAAACCAGACUAAACUAUCAAUUCUGCUACCACUGUGGAAGUUAUUUUUGUCAGAGAAACACAAUAUCUCUGACUCAGUAAGUUUGAUGAUAUUACAGGGCUCAGGCAAAGAGCCUAUGGAGAGAACAGUCGAUUCCUUAAUAAUGUCCUUCAAAGAAGUGGGUUCCUUAACAACCUCAUUGAAAGAAGUCCUCAAGGACACUUGAACUGACUGAUAAGGAGCAGAUAUAAACACUUAUAGAACAGAUUCCACAGUUUUGAAGCAAAAUGGAAGGCAGCAAAAAGCCUUUUUUUAAAAAAGGCGAAGCACUUUAUUCAAGAAGUGAAUUCAGAUCUGUCAGCACUUUAUUUGUAUCCAUCCGCACUAUAUCCAGAUCCGUUGGCAGUUACAUGCAGUCUCUGUCUUUUUACUCAAGAGACGGUCAGUGUCAGGUGAUGUCAGAAGGAAGAGAGCCAACAGAGAGAGAUUCCUGGUGCAGCUGGUGAAUCAUCAAAUGCCAGAUCCCUUCUCUGAAGAUUGCUCUUUGUAAAAAGAGUAAAUUACUAAGUAUGGCUUAGAUGGCUGGAGUCCACAUAAUUCAACAGUCUGCUUCUGUGACAGGUCCUGCAUUUGAAGUUUUGACUGUGCAAAAUCACAGAAGGGGAGUAGCAGUCCCCAUUAUGGUGGGGAACAUGUGUGACCAAACCCAGCACCAGUUCCAGGAACUAUUUGAAAACUUGGGUGUGUCUAUAUAAAGUUCAAGAUGAUGGUGUAGGGAUCUUCUGUUUGACAUCUGUGAGAUGCUUCCACUGUUGAAUGUGGCCUUGGAUGGCUGAGGAGGACUGGCAAUGAGUCACUACUGACCGAGUGACAAAAGGCUGCAGAAUGAAUAGUUCAGCAUGGAAAUCGGAUGCAUUUGUAGUGUUAUCUUUCAAGAUUGCCAGUUCUCAGGCUGUAGUUGACCAGUAGAAAUGUUUCCUAUGGGAGAAGGUAUCUGUCCUUGUGUUACAUUUUCCAGAACACAACUUAAAAGUUAUUCUGUAAAGAGACAUUUUGUUUGUCAAGGCAUCUGCUGGAUGCAGCAAGACAUGCUAUAGAUGCUGCUUUGUGGGCAAAAAUACAGCAAUUAUGAAAAGACAACAUGCGGGUUACGAGCAAUUACUGUGAGUACAGAAGGUAAAAUACAAGUUGAGGAUUUACCCUUUGAGGUGUCAGUUCAUUCAAUGUCAGCUGAUAAAUGCCUUAAGAAGCUGGAAGGAUGAUAGAAUUACAGCCAGAUCCUUUGGAAUAUUCCUAACUUUCUACAGAAGACAUUGCAAAGGCAUCAGACUCCUUACUGGUGAUAUUGUUAAUUUGAUAUUUUUA